Messenger RNA from Penicillium macrosclerotiorum, 651 nucleotides. RefSeq lists its product as uncharacterized. The coding region runs from base 1 to 651 and encodes 216 amino acids. The record is from RefSeq and is a predicted model, not a curated record. The transcript has a single exon. Lineage: Eukaryota; Fungi; Ascomycota; Eurotiomycetes; Eurotiales; Aspergillaceae.
AUGAAGCUGUCGACCUUUAUUUCUCUCACAGCUUCCACACUGUCUCUACUACCUUGGACAAGUGCAUGGGAGAUUACAUGGAACGACUCAAACAAUAAAGAGCACACCAGAUCUGGACAUGGGCCCAGUGACUGCAUUGCAAUUCAUAACCCCGCAGGCCAUGUGUUCAAGAUCGAUUCCCAGGGUGAAAACGGCAUCAACAUGCUCCUGUUCACGAACAGCAAGUGCUCUGGAGAUCCAGCCGGCAUGGCAACCGAGGUUUUUUCUAAGGAAGCUUCUCGAGAUCUCCUCGGCUUUAAGGUCGUGAGUCUUUCGUCGUCCACGGCCUCAACCGACUCCACUACCAAGACAUCCGGUAGCCACACUGAAUCGACAUCCCCGACAACUUCGUCGAGCGAGACUGCCUCUGCCAACAGCAGCCAAAGCAAUGGCGAAUCAAUGGCCACUAAGACGACAACACACACAACUUCCACCGCUAGCUCAGCUAUGACAACGUCUGCAACUCCAAGCGGCACGUCUUCUACAACUUCGAGUGCGUCAAGCGUUUCCACGUCUAAUGCGGCUGUUCAGCUGGCCGGUUCAGGUGAGAGCGCCGCCAAGGGACUCAUGGGCGGAAUGUUUGGAUGGGCGCUUUUGCAAUUGAUAAUUUAA